Messenger RNA from Talaromyces proteolyticus, 552 nucleotides. RefSeq lists its product as uncharacterized. Bases 1 to 552 code for a protein of 183 amino acids. Lineage: Eukaryota; Fungi; Ascomycota; Eurotiomycetes; Eurotiales; Trichocomaceae. The transcript has 2 exons. The record is from RefSeq and is a predicted model, not a curated record.
AUGGCAUCACGAAACACCCAAACUGUCGACGCGGCCGGCCACGGGGCUUUCCAUCCUAACCCUCCUCGCGAGACACCCAAGACCGAGAAAUGGCAUAAACCUGGAGCCAAGGUGUCUGCACAUGACCAGGCUCCUGAAUUCCAUGCGCAAACUCUCCCACCUGGUACUGCACCGGCUAGUAGCUCCUAUCUCCCGAAUCCCAUCAAUGAAACCCCGAGCCAGGCCAACAACGACAGCACUCUCCGUGGUCAUGGGAAAGAGAGUGUAUACACCAAUCCCCUCGACUCAUACCCAGGUGCUACUUCUGCCGACGUUGACAAAGGUUUCGGCAAGCCUAUGGACGGCCAAACUAGUAAUGAGCUACGUCAUAAUGGUGAGCAUCAUCGCAAGCAUCACGGUUCCGGAUAUGAGGGUGUAGGCGGGACUGGUCAUGGCCAGAGAGGUCUUGAGCGUGAUUGGACUCACGGCGGACAACGAGGUGAUAAGGGUGCGCCGGCUGCAGAGGAUAUGCUUCCUGAAAGUGCGGAGACUAUUGCCCGGGAGCACGAAUGA